Tribolium madens (black flour beetle) is the source of this 2004-nucleotide messenger RNA. Its product is annotated as alanine aminotransferase 1. Bases 272 to 1864 code for a protein of 530 amino acids. Gene Ontology annotation, molecular function: pyridoxal phosphate binding; L-alanine:2-oxoglutarate transaminase activity. The transcript is spliced from 6 exons. The record is from RefSeq and is a predicted model, not a curated record. Gene Ontology annotation, biological process: biosynthetic process. Lineage: Eukaryota; Metazoa; Arthropoda; Insecta; Coleoptera; Tenebrionidae.
AUUUAAAGAACGAAGAAAUCGCGAUAAACUUUGACACGAAAUAAACAAACAAAGAGCAUUUCGAGUAUCAAAAUCCAAUGGUCCUUUGGACUCGAUUCCGACCACCGAUUUCACUUCAGUAGUGAUUUGUUUGCGUCCAGGUCAGCGGUGCGCAGUGCCACACCACCACACAAAAAUCCUCAUUAAAUUCCAACAUUACAUAACAGUGUGGCAAUACCACCAUUGAUGUGUUGUUAUUAUUAAUCAUCACGAUAAUAAAUUAAAAAUUAUAAUGUCAUCGACUCGAUUGUUAUCAUUCCGACGGUGUUUGCCAUUGCGCCGAUCAUCUGCGGCCGGAUGGAACCAUCCCGAAUCAGCUGGUGCCCAGCUCCAGUCACCAUCUGGUUCUAGUAGGGGAAGUAGGUGCACACUGGUUAGAACCAUGUCUUCGGCGAACCUCACUUUGGACAACCUUAAUCCCCAAAUCAAGGUCAUGGAGUAUGCCGUGCGGGGGCCCUUGGUCAUUAGGGCGGGGGAAAUUGAAAAAGAACUAGAAAAGGGGGUGAAAAAACCGUUCAACGAAGUAAUUAAGGCAAAUAUUGGCGACUGUCACGCCAUGGGCCAAGUGCCCAUCACCUUCAUCCGUCAAGUUUUGGCCCUCGUGUCGUACCCCCCACUCCUCGACGAUCCCACUUUUCCUGAAGAUGUCAAAGAAAGAGCAAAAACAAUCCUAAAAGGUUGCAGAGGAAGUUCCGUUGGUUCCUACACCGAUUCUCCUGGAAUUGAAGUAAUUCGAAAACAUGCAGCCCAAUACAUCGAAAAACGCGAUGGAGGAAUUCCUUGUGAUUGGCAGAACGUUAUCCUCAGUGCAGGUGCAAGUGAUGCUAUCAAGAAUGUGUUGAAAUUGUUGAUUUGUAAUGUGGGGGGAAAGAAGCCGGGAGUUAUGGUUCCUAUUCCUCAGUAUCCUCUCUAUUCGGCGUCUUUGGCCGAAUUCAAUAUGCACCAAAUUGGGUACUUUUUGGACGAGUCGAAGGGCUGGGGAUUGGAUGUGUCUGAACUCCAGCGCUCAAUCGACGAAGCGAGAAAAGUCUCCAACCCCCGAGCGAUCGUAAUCAUAAACCCGGGGAACCCCACAGGCCAAGUUCUCUCUAGACAAAACAUCGAAGAAAUCAUCAAAUUCGCCUACAAGGAGAAGCUCUUCCUAUUCGCCGACGAAGUAUACCAAGACAACGUAUACGCCGAAGGCUCCCAAUUCUAUUCGUUCAAGAAGGUUUUGAUCGAGAUGGGCAAACCCUAUAGUGACAUGGAACUGGCAAGUUUCAUGUCUUGCUCAAAAGGCUACAUGGGCGAGUGUGGCUUGAGAGGGGGCUAUGCCGAAGUCAUCAACAUGGACCCCCAAGUGAAAGCAAUGUAUUUGAAAGCGAUUAGUGCAAUGUUGUGUCCCACGGUUUUGGGGCAAGCGACUCUUGACACUAUUGUACAUCCACCACAGAAGGGCGAACCGAGCUACGAGCUGUUUAUGAAGGAGAAACGCGGGGUUCUUGAGUCACUUAAGCUGAGAGCGAAGAUGGUAGCUGAGACCUUCAAUUCGUUCGAAGGAUUCAAAUGUAAUCCAGUCCAGGGUGCUAUGUAUGCGUUCCCUCAGUUCACUCUCCCGUCUAAAGCCGUCGAAGAAGCGAAAAAACAGAACAAAGCACCUGAUGUGUUCUAUGCUUUUGAGUUACUCGAAAAUACAGGAAUUUGUAUUGUGCCUGGAUCAGGAUUUGGACAACAACCAGGCACUUAUCAUUUCCGUACUACAAUCUUGCCACAAACUGACAAACUCAAGGUUAUGUUAGAUAAAUUUAAAGAGUUUCAUACAACAUUUCUUAAGAAGUAUGGAUAAGAAACUCUAGACUAAAAUUGUUGAAUUUUAUUGUUACUCUUAUCGGUACCAAUGUAUUUUUUUUGUAAAUAAUUUAAGUUUAAACACGCAAAUGUAAAAAGUAACUAAAUUGUAAAAACAGUUUUAUAAAGUGUGCCCCU